Molecule: messenger RNA, 1024 nt
Organism: Nanorana parkeri
Lineage: Eukaryota; Metazoa; Chordata; Amphibia; Anura; Dicroglossidae
Gene: ERCC2
Product: ERCC excision repair 2, TFIIH core complex helicase subunit
Exons: 8
Coding region: 1-1020 (339 amino acids)
Biological process (GO): positive regulation of mitotic recombination; nucleotide-excision repair; transcription by RNA polymerase II
Cellular component (GO): nucleus
Molecular function (GO): damaged DNA binding; hydrolase activity, acting on acid anhydrides, in phosphorus-containing anhydrides; ATP binding
Source: RefSeq, a predicted model, not a curated record
AUGUGUUUGGUUCAGGGUCAUGGCGUGUUGGAGAUGCCGUCGGGGACGGGGAAGACGGUCUCGCUGUUGUCUCUCAUUGUGGCCUAUCAGAGGACGUAUCCCCUGGAAGUGACGAAGCUGAUUUACUGUUCCAGGACCGUCCCGGAAUUGGAGAAGGUGGUGGAGGAGCUGAGGAAGCUGAUGGAAUACAUCCAAUCUCAGACCGGGGAGAAGCUCAACUUCCUGGCCCUGGCGCUAAGCUCCCGCCGCAACCUGUGCGUCAAUCCAGAGGUUAGCGCUCUGCGGUUUGGAAAGGAAGUGGACGGCCGGUGUCACAGUCUCACGGCUUCCUUCAUCCGGACCCAACGACAGAGAGAUCCCUCCAUCCCCUUCUGCCGAUACUUUGAGGAAUUUGAUUCUAUUGGCCGGGAGACGCCCCUCCCCCCCGGUAUCUAUAACUUGGAUGAUCUGCGGACGCUCGGGCGGCAGCGGGGGUGGUGUCCUUACUUCCUGGCCCGUCAUGCUCUCUCUCAGUGUAAUGUAGUCGUGUACAGUUACCACUACCUGCUGGACCCCAAAAUCGCCGACCAGGUCUCCCGCGAGCUCGCCAAAAAAUCCGUUGUGGUCUUUGAUGAGGCUCAUAAUAUUGGUGAGUCAUGUGAUGUCACAGUCUCCUCCCGCUCUAUUUCGGAGGGAUCUCCGGGAUCAGAAGGUGAAUAUUUCUGUAUUUUUAGGAUUAAAGAGUGUGAUGAGCAGAAGCUGAAGCAGGAAUACUCCCGGCUGGUGGAAGGUCUGCGCGAGGCCAACAUCGCCAGGGAGACAGACGUGUACCUGGCCAAUCCCGUGUUACCGGACGAGAUCCUCCAAGAGGCCGUCCCGGGAUGCAUCCGCACCGCACAGCACUUCCUGGGAUUCCUGCGGAGGUUCGUUGGCUACGUGAAGUCUCGUCUGCGCUCAGGUCAUGUGACACAGGAAGGCCCGGCCGCGUUUCUGCGUGAUCUGUAUGAGAAAGUAUGCAUCGAACGCAAGCCAAUGAGGUGAGUGC